Ahaetulla prasina is the source of this 3622-nucleotide messenger RNA. RefSeq names its product pleckstrin homology domain containing O2 (gene PLEKHO2). NCBI's taxonomy places the organism in Eukaryota, Metazoa, Chordata, Lepidosauria, Squamata, Colubridae. The transcript is spliced from 6 exons. The record is from RefSeq and is a predicted model, not a curated record. Gene Ontology annotation, biological process: macrophage apoptotic process. The coding region runs from base 664 to 2265 and encodes 533 amino acids.
AGCAGCAGCAGCAGCAGCCUUUUCCCCCUCGCCCCCUCGCCCGGGAAAGCAUCUCUCCUCCACCUCUCGUUCCGCGACCAGCAGCAUCAGCAUCAGCAGCAGCAACAGCGGUUGGAACCCGCAACUUCUUCUCUCUUCCUUUGGCGAGAAGAAGAAGAAGAAGUUGGCGAGGGCUCGGAGGGGCGCCCCAUAGCGGCGGCGUUUCGAACCCAGGACUUUCUUCCCCCGCUUCCCCCCACCUCUUCUUUCCUUCUCCCCUCCCUCCCUACAAGUUACACCCCCUCGGCUCCGCCUUUUCGCCUUCUUUGCCUUUGCCCUGCCUUGGCUGCCCUUUCCUCCCCCCCCUUGCCUUGCCUUGCCUUGCGCCGGCUUCGCGGACUAACUUCGCGGCCAGGGUGGGAAGCGCGAAGAAGGCGUCGGUGCGGAGCGAUGGAGCCGCCCCGAGGCGCGUGAAACUGGCAGGAGUGGAGGAGGCAGCGGCGGCGGCGGGGCCGGCAGCGGAGGCGCUUCUUCUUUUCAUUUUUUCCGGCGUGCCGGGCGAAGAAAACGCCGCCGCCCCGUCUGGUUUCCUCGGCCUUUUCGGCUGGCCAAGUGGGGAGCGCGUGGGGGCGAAGGGGAGAAACUGGUCGGCUGGCUGGCCGGCCUUCCUUCCACCUCCCGACCAUGGAAGAUGGUUUGAAACAGGAAAAUUUGGAGAAGUCAAAGAGUCCCACUUCAGGAGAUAAAGUUGGCUGGAUCAAGAAGAGCAGCGGGGGGCUUCUGAGUCUUUGGAAAGAGCGUUACAUCCGGCUCCGUAAAAACCAGCUCUUGGUGUACGAAAAUGAGGAGGAACAGAAAUGUGCUGAGAGUCUUGAACUGGAGCAUUAUGAUCGAUGCCAAGAUUUGCGAGCGCUCCUGAAACGGAGAAACAGAUUCAUUUUAAUCCAUUCUCCAGGAUGUAAGGUGCAGGAUAUCAAAUUCCAGGCAUCGACUCCAGAAGAAAAGGAAUUGUGGAUGAAAGCGCUCAACGAUGGCAUCAGCCGAGGAAAGAAUAAGAUAUUUGAUGAGGUGAAAGUUGAUGAGAGCCUUUCUCUGGAUCACGUAACUCGAGGCAGAGCCAAGAUAGCAAAGGGCCGUCGUCCACCCACCAGAAGCCACUUGAAAGAGGUGGCUAGGUCAACGUCAGAUGGGAUCCUGAGACUUGACUUAGAUAUAACAGACAGUGGAUCUCCAAACAGCAUCCUAGUGACCAGUGAAACUGCUGAAACUCCUCCUCCGAAGGAGACUCCUAAACCUCCAAUGCCCCCUGCAAAAGUGCCCAUGCCUCCAACGGAGAACCUAAGUGCCAAUCUUUCCCCAGAAGAUCCACAGGUCAAGAAGCCACCAAUGCCUCCAGUUAAGCCUCUUAAGGAAGUAGCAGCACCCGGCGAAAAUGUGAACUCUGUGGAAGGAAGCGAGGCAGAAGAGGAGACAUGUGAAGACUCUGAAGAAAUCGAAGAAGGUUUGGCGGAAACCAAACCUCCAGCACCUCCUCCGAAGAUUUUAUCUGAAAAAAUGAAGGUGGGAUGGGAUCAUCCAGGUUCUGAACGUCGUGACGUUGGAACUGAGAAGGCCCCUGGAUUAAACAAGGAAGCAGUCAAACCACCGACUCCUCCACCUAAGAUUUUUAGAGCCAGCUUGAUCUCCAACGAGAACGACGUGCAGGUAGACCUUUCUAAAGGGGAUUGGCAGCCUGACGGAGACUCAAACCUUGACGUCCGCGGCAUUGAUGACAACGCAACAACUCAGCCUGCUUUCCAGAAUGGGAAGGAGCAGGACGACCAUUCCUCGGAGCCAGCAGCAAAGGAGGAGGGCUCGAGCCUGCCUUCUGAAGACCAGGUUGACGGCGUGGAGCCCGUAGGAGGUUCUCCAGCAACCAAGCCUCGCAGCGCCUCUCUAGGGGCCUUGCUUUCAGAUUCACCCAAAAAGCCUCCUCGGCCAGAUUUCCAGAAGUCGUCUCUACUGCACGUGGUGCGGAUGGAGAAGAAAAUCGCGGAUGAAAAGGAACGAACUGAGAAGCUCCUGCAGAAGGUUCAAUGUGAAGAGCUGGAGCAAGGCCAGGAAAGGGGCAAGCGACUCUCGGUAGACGCAAAGGAGCUGCUCAACGAAGCCACCGAACAACUCCGGCAAGCCACCCAGGUCUUGCAAGAGGUCAAAGAUUUAGGGGAACUGAGAAGGGAACCUACCAGUUUACGGAAAGGGAUCCCGAAGGACCUAGCGACUGUUUAUAGGAGAAGCGCUCCUUAAGAAGGGAUUUGAAUUCUGAAUUUUGAUUUAGACGAAAGGUAGCCGGGCGGCACCAUUUCUACUGGGCUACUAGAUCAGUGUUUUAAAGACGCAUGGAUAGGGCAGCAGCCUGAGUCUUAUUAAGUGUUGCUUAUUUUCACACUGCCCCUUUCGUAAUCUCAGAAUGUGGGCUGGAUCCUGCCGGGCGGGGUGUUCUUAGAGAGGGAUCUGGUUAGAGGACCUCAGGGAAAGAUCUGGUGGUUUUUUGGGGGGGAAGACAAGCAGUAACUGGAAGCCAUAGGGACUUCCUACCAGGGGUGCCUAAAACAUUUCAAAUGUGGAAGAGUUUGAGAAAGAGAUCGUGAAGCCUUUCCAACUUGGUGGAAACCUCUUGCAAGUUCAGAACGGGAGCUUUGCGGUUCAGGCGGUGCCCUUUUGAGCUAGGAGCACGUCAAGUUGGAGCAGGGAUGUUGAAUUUCCCGUGCAGGCUGGAAUAUUUCGGGUUAGAAAAGUUUUGCACAGUCCUGGUUUUUGUCUUUCUGGUUUAUUCUUUCUCCCUCCCUCUCUCUCCUUCUCUCCCUCCCUCUCUCUCUCCCUCCCUCUCUCUCCUUCUCUCCCUCCCUCUCUCUCCCUCUCUUUCUCUCCUUCCCUCCCUCCCUCUCUCUCCCUCUCCCCUCUUCCUCUGUCUCUCUCUCUCCUUCCCCCCCUCUCUCCCCCCUCUCUGUCUCGUUUGCAAAGACUGCAGAGAUCAGCUGCAGAAUGAGAUCUUAGUGAGCUGGGUAUAUGGAAUGAGGCUGCAGUACUUUCUAAUCCUUUUUGUUUUAACUCAGGGUUAAUGUAGUAGGGCACAUGGGAGGCGGGGCUGAAGCAAGCAGUGGGUGGGCUCUCCUUUGAAAUCCUUUCUUUUCUCUCUCUCUCUCUCUCUCUUUUGUGAUGCUCCCUCCUCCUUCCUGACUCUCCUUUUUCUUGAACGGCUUUGUUGCAGAAAGCUUUCCUCAGGUCCCGUUCCAGCUUUUUAUUUAUUUGUCCCAAGCCAUGCAAGGUCCUUGCAAGUGGUGACAGUGUGUGCGUCCUGCAUUUAAAGACAAGCCCGCUUAUCACCAAGAUAGCCAGUGAUUAUUUUGGGGAGGCUCCCAAUAUAUAGACGUUGCUGACGAUGGGUGGCUGUUUUAAGUCUGUCCUAGCCAGGUAUCAAACUGAGCUACAUCAUCAGAUUGCAGAUCUGAAAUCGUCUUAGUUCCUACAUCACCCGCUUGCUUGGGGUUGGCUUAGCCUGCUGUUGCGUUGCUCACCUCUGGUGGCUGAUUGAACAAAUGAUGGUUAUGCAAAGGGUGCCUUUACCACAGCGUGGAAACACAAUUAAAGUCUUCAGCAAGUC